CUCCCCAUCACUAGGAAGUGAGGGAGUGAAUGGUGAGCUUCACUACAGGAGGAUGAGCCCUAGCGGGUUGUUUAGAUCAGACGUUGUUGAUCUGAAUUGUCCCGCAAUGGAAGAUUUUAUCGACCUGUGUUGAUUUGUCCGCCCACCGAGCACCAGAACCGAGCAGGAUAAAGAAAGAGACCGGGCUGCAGUUGAAUUGCUGAGUGUUGCUGCCGCUCGUCACCAUGUUGGACCACGCUGACGUGAGUUUAACCCCGGAGGAGCGAGUGCGCGCUCUGACCAAGAAGGGCAGCGCGGUGGACGUUAACGAAGCCGUUCCUGCCCGUCGCUACUUCCGCUCGGGCAUGGAGAUGAUCCGCAUGGCACACAUCUAUGCCGAGGAGGGGAACUUGGAGCAUGCUUUCGUCCUCUACAACAAAUACAUCACGCUUUUCAUCGAGAAGCUCCCCAAACAUCCAGAAUACAAGUUAUCCAACAUCCCUGAGAAGAAGGACACUCUUAAGAAGCUGAAAGAGAUCGCGUUCCCUCAGGCUGAGGAGCUGAAGAAGUGCCUGCUCAGGAGAUACGAGAAAGAAUACGCUGACCACCUGGCCAAAAAGCGAGAAAAGGAUGCGGCUCUGGAGCGCGAGCAGAUCAAGCAGAAGGAGCUGGAAGCAGAGCGGAGGCGUGUGGCGGAGCUGCAGAGGAGGCAGCUGGAGCAGGAGCAGUUCAGUGUUUUUGAGGAGAUGAUCCGGCGGCAGGACCAUGAGCGUGAACGUCAGCGUGUUCUCCGCGAGUUCGGCACGCCCACAUCGCCUCCCGACAACGCCCCGCUUAUCCCUGGCAUCCAGGGCCCGCCGCUGCCUUACCCAGCAUCCCCCACACCGCCUCAGAGCCCACAGUAUCCCUCCACCAAUCAAAGCACACCGUCAGCACCAGCCACGCCCAUUCCACCUCCUGUUCCUACCUUUGACCGCUCACUCAAGCCAGGCACCGUGGGCAGGACAGCUAACAGUACGCUGGUGGACGGUUUGAGGCAGGUAGCCGUCCCCUCUGAGCUGUGCAACAAGUUCCUACACUUGGCCAAUAACAACACAGUCCGAGCUGUGGAGACGUGCGGUAUACUCUGUGGCCAAUUGACGAGGAACGCGUUCACAGUGACUCACGUGAUAGUGCCUAAGCAGUGUGGAGGUCAUGAUUACUGUGACACAGAGAACGAGGAGGAGCUCUUUCUGGUGCAGGAUCAGCACAAUCUCAUUACACUGGGCUGGAUUCACACACACCCGACUCAAACGGCUUUCCUCUCCAGUGUUGAUCUUCACACUCACUGCUCCUACCAGCUGAUGUUGCCAGAAGCCAUUGCCAUUGUCUGCUCGCCUAAAUUCAACGAGACGGGCUACUUCAGGUUGACUGAUUAUGGAAUGGAGGAGAUUUCCACCUGCACACAGAAAGGCUUUCACCCUCAUUCCAAAGAGCCUCCCCUGUUUAUCGGUGGCAGCCACAUUGUGAUCACGGAAGGCACCGUCACAAUGCUAGACCUGCGCUGAUCUGCUCCAAAACCAGAAAAUCGGUACAAUGAAGCAUUUUAAAUCCCGGAUAGCAGCUAUAUACCAUUAUUAUUCUUAACACGCUGUGUGGACCGGCACUGGCUAACCGUGGGAUGGUUUUUGACCAAUCAGCAUUUACAGGUGGUGGGAUUGCGACUGUCUGUCUGCGAUAAGCACUUUUGAAAAGAAAACACUCUAAGAAAGAAGUCUUCAGAGACAUCUGCUGGGAGCUCAGGGACGUACGCUCAUCUAAGGAACUGUAACUUUGCCUCCUUUCACUCUGCAGACUGACUUGAUUGUUUAAUUUGUUCUGUAUUAAUUGUGAGUCAUUCUCAGUGUCAUUGCGUCCUUGUCCGAAUUUUAUGAUGGCAACUGUGUUUCACACUAACAUAACUCAUCUAUGUAAAUAAAAUUAGAGAAACCUGGUGUUUCUAAAAUUA
This is a messenger RNA of Colossoma macropomum (tambaqui), 1966 nucleotides long. It is a transcript of the gene stambpb, whose product is annotated as STAM binding protein b. Gene Ontology annotation, cellular component: endosome; cleavage furrow. Bases 225 to 1526 code for a protein of 433 amino acids. NCBI's taxonomy places the organism in Eukaryota, Metazoa, Chordata, Actinopteri, Characiformes, Serrasalmidae. The transcript is spliced from 10 exons. Gene Ontology annotation, molecular function: K63-linked deubiquitinase activity; protein binding; metal-dependent deubiquitinase activity. The record is from RefSeq and is a predicted model, not a curated record. Gene Ontology annotation, biological process: protein K63-linked deubiquitination.